AGCUAAAAUGCAUAAUCUUCUGCUCUGUAUUUUUCUUAUGUUCAACAUCUUCAAUAACAUUCUUGUUCUUGCUGAUCCACCAUACUGGAAUUGCCCUGAUGCUAACAGCAGCAACAACAGUACAUCAGAAAGUUUUUUCCAGCAGAAUGUUGACAGUCUUCUAUUUUCAAUCUCUUCAAAUGCUUCUGUCUCUAAAUUCUACAACACAUCUUCCGGAAAUGGUAGUGUUACAUCAUAUGGGCUUUACCUUUGCUACGAUUAUGUCACACUCGAGACCUGCAGGACAAGCAUGAUCAUGGCAACACAAGCAAUGCGUAGACUUUGUCCGAAUUCAUCUGAUGCAACAGUUUGGGGUGAGCAAAGUCUGCUUCAUGUAUCGAAUCAAAGAUUCUUCGGCCAUUUAGAUAUGACAGGAAAUAUCAACAAGUAUAACAAAAAAUAUGUAUCAGAACCAGAGAAGUUUAGAACAGUUGUAAACACCAGUUUACAUGAACUUGCUCUGAAGGCUGCUUAUAAUAAUACUUCCUUGGAUCAUAUGUACGCAACUCAGUCGACGCCUUUUUCAGGUGCACAGCAUGUAUAUAGUCUUGUGCAAUGUACUCUAGACCUGUCUCCAAUCGAUUGUCAACGAUGUUUGCACAAGGGUAUUGUAGAUGUUCUUGGUUCAGAAAACUAUAAAUUUCGAGGUGGAAGACUUCUUAGUAAAAGUUGUUAUCUAAGGUAUGAGUUCUACGCUUUCUAUGAAGGGGAAACGUCAGAAGAUCCUGCAAUUCAGGGCAAGUGUUCUGAAUUUGUGUUCAGUUAUACUUUGUUAAGUCAAGUAGCUCAAUUUGUUUUUAACUUUGAGAGAUUUUUUUGUUGCUAA
This is a messenger RNA of Chenopodium quinoa (quinoa), 865 nucleotides long. Its product is annotated as cysteine-rich repeat secretory protein 38-like. The transcript has a single exon. The record is from RefSeq and is a predicted model, not a curated record. Bases 8 to 865 code for a protein of 285 amino acids. NCBI's taxonomy places the organism in Eukaryota, Viridiplantae, Streptophyta, Magnoliopsida, Caryophyllales, Amaranthaceae.